Molecule: messenger RNA, 459 nt
Organism: Naegleria lovaniensis
Lineage: Eukaryota; Heterolobosea; Eutetramitea; Acrasida; Naegleriidae
Exons: 2
Coding region: 1-459 (152 amino acids)
Source: RefSeq, a predicted model, not a curated record
AUGGACACACGUAGCCAAAGCAGCACAAGAAACUACCGGUCUAAACGGUCCCCAAUUCCUUUCGCGAUUGUAGGACAAAUCAAAGAUCACAUUCAACCCAAAUGCAACAAUCAACCUCCCAAACGAAAAAUUAGCGAAAUAUCUUGCGAUGAUGUCCAAAGUUUUGCAGUAUCCCAAUCAUCAUCAAGCACUGUAGAUAUUACUGAUGAUUUUGCGGAAAUUGAAGAGAUGUUUGAACAACAACCAUCGUCUCCUCCUCCGAUACCGAACUUGAACAACGAUGUGAUUGCAUAUGAGCUUGAGAGGUUGCGAAAAGAAAAUGCAGAGAUGAAACAGCAAAUUCAAGCACUGCGUGAAAGUUUAGAUUGUGUUUAUUCGUUUAUAAAUAAUGCGGGAAAAGGAUUUGCAGUUUUUGCUGAUAAAUUUAAAACGUUAAAAAAUCCUUGCAACAAUCAAUAA